Molecule: messenger RNA, 1689 nt
Organism: Linum tenue
Lineage: Eukaryota; Viridiplantae; Streptophyta; Magnoliopsida; Malpighiales; Linaceae
Source: the annotation of a GenBank genome assembly
CUGCCAGGCCGACCUCUCCAACUAUAACAAAAACAGAACCUUCUUCCGCCAUAAUCAUUGCCUCUGCUGGCCUUAAUUCAGCUGACAGCUUAGCUCCAACAAUCCUCCCAUUGCUAUAAUCCACAACUUUUCCUCAUCAAUUCCAUUUUCCCCUUUCUGGAUUGAAAGCAAACCAUGAGCUUAGCUGCCCCUUCUGCUUCACCUUCGGUGAAGCCUUCCAGAGGGAAACUGCCCUACUCCGUCAUCUUUAUAGUCCUCUGCAGCUUUGCCUUUGUUGCCCUUUUGUAUGCGGACUCUUCUUGGGCCUUCUUCAAGGUCAAGUCCUGUUCUAGGAAAAACGGCGGUGCUAGAAAAUCAAAACAUCGGAAUUCGGAUCACGAUGAGGCGAGAAACUCUGUGAUCGACGAUCGGUUCGAGUUCGACCCUGAAGAAUGCAGCGUUAACACGGGGAAAUGGGUGUUUAACAAGACAAUCAAGCCUCUCUACACUGAUAGAAGCUGCCCGUACCUUGACAGGCAAGUUUCCUGCGUGAAGAACGGUCGCCCGGAUUCUGAUUAUCGACACUGGGAGUGGCAGCCCGAAGAUUGUUCCCUGCCAAGAUUUGAUGCAGAGGUUGCGCUGAAGAAACUGAGAGGUAAAAGGCUGAUGUUCGUGGGUGACUCUUUGCAGAGAGGGCAAUGGCAAUCAUUCGUGUGUUUGGUUGAAUGGAUCAUUCCUCAAGAUAAGAAGUCGCUGAAAAGAGGAGACUUUCAUACAGUCUUCACUGCCAAGGAAUAUGAUGCGACGAUUGAAUUCUAUUGGGCUCCGUUUCUGGUAGAGUCGAACACAGACAGACCAAUCAUAGGGGAUCCAAAGAAGAGGAUAAUAAAAGUGGAUUCAGUGGCUAAACAUGCCAAGAACUGGAUAGGCGUUGACAUUCUCGUCUUCAAUAGCUAUGUUUGGUGGAUGAGUGGUCUCACUCUCAAAACCCUUUGGGGUUCAUUUGCAAAUGGGGCAGAAGGGUAUGAAGUGUUGGACACCCCAGUUGCUUACAAAGUAGGAUUGAGGACUUGGGCCAAUUGGGUUGAUUCGAACGUUAAUCCCAACAACACUCGAGUCUUCUUCACUACCAUGUCCCCUACCCACACAAGGAGUGCAGAUUGGGGCAAGUCGAAUGGGACGAAAUGCUUCAACGAGACGAGGCCUGUGAUGAAGAGGCAUUUCUGGAGCACUGGCUCUAAUAAGCAGAUGAUGAGCAUGGUUAAUGCUGUGACGGGAAGGAUGCAAGUUCCAAUAACUUUUCUCAACAUAACACAGCUCUCGGACUACAGAAUUGAUGCUCACAGCUCGAUUUAUACGGAGACCGGAGGGAGGUUGCUAACCGAAGAAGAGAGAGCCGACCCAGUGCAUAAUGCAGAUUGCAUUCACUGGUGUCUUCCUGGUGUACCUGAUACCUGGAAUCAAAUAUUUCUAGCACAUUUGUAGAUCACAUGACCAAAAAAAUGGUGUCGUGGAGUAAAAGGAAAACAAAAAAGAAAUUGGGAAACCAUCAUUGUAUUUCUGGUACAAUUGCACACAUAGAUUCUUCUAUUCAUGAACACAAUUUUUCUUUCCUAUAAAUGGCAACAAUUAUAGGAAGGGAAAAUAAUCACAAGCAUUGGUACUCGCCAGAAUUCCAGCUAAUCAAGGCCAACUAUUCAAAUUAAUGGA